Molecule: messenger RNA, 7843 nt
Organism: Toxoplasma gondii ME49
Lineage: Eukaryota; Apicomplexa; Conoidasida; Eucoccidiorida; Sarcocystidae
Product: pentatricopeptide repeat domain-containing protein
Exons: 11
Coding region: 1-7653 (2550 amino acids)
Molecular function (GO): protein binding
Source: RefSeq, a predicted model, not a curated record
AUGGGAGAAAGAGAGGCGCCGGAACCGCGAGGGGAUGCCUUCGUCUCGCGAGAGAGCGAAGAAAGGGGAGCGAGGCGGAGAGAAGUGCAGAGUGACAAGGAGAGGGAGGCGACAAAGGCGAAGAGAGAGAAACAGUCGAGUGAGGAGGUAAAAAGGGAGAAGAGACUCACGCAGACGAACGGGGAUUUAGAAAGGGGGAAGAAGGAGAAGGCGGAUCAAGACAACGACGAUGAUCGAAGGCAAAUGUCUGUGUCUUCCAUGAACACGGCUGGAUUGCGGCAGAGAUGGAGACAGAUAAUUCGUGGUGAGAAAGCAAGACUCGCAUGGGAGGAAGAAAAAGAGAGGAAUCUCAAAGUCGACGAGGUCUGUGGAACGACCGCGAGAGAGAUGAGAGCUGAAAGAGAGAGGAGACAGGAGAGGAUCCAUCCAACCGAGAGACCUUCAGAAGCAACAGAGUGUAACGGAGACAACGUCCCCAUGAGCUGUGCUGGGACCCUUUCACCUGCGUUUCCUGGAUCUCUCUCUUCACAGAUGCCUCUCGGUCUUUCUUCCUUCCUUCACCUUCGGUCAUGUUGUCGAAUUCGCGCGCUCGCCGCUCUCAGUCGUCUUAUCCCAAAGUGGCUACUCGUCAUCCUUGAGCUCGCUCUGGCGCUGAUGCACUUUCCCAUUCGUUCUUCGACUUGGGUUUCAUCUUCUCAACCUUCCGCAUGCGCUUUAUGUCGCUCUGCCAGUGACGCGCUUCCACGUUUCCUGCAUAGUGUUCGCCUUUCGAGGAGAGCUGCUGCAUGCCUUCUCUGUCUUUUCUUCUUGCCAUGCCUGCAAGCAGCUGGCCUCUUGCACGUCGCCUCAUUCCCGACGACGCCCUCUCACCGAGCGUCGUCGCGGUUUCGAUCGCUUCGCUUUCCUUUCUUUUCUUAUCCUAUUUCGUUUUCCCUCUGUCCUUCGGCGGCGCACCGCUUCCGUCCUCUCCAGGUGUCUCCCUGGUCUCUCUGUGACAGGUCGAAAGAAGUGGAUGACCCCACGCAUCCUCGCAGACACCUCAGGACAUUUGCUUCUCUUUCAAAUCCUUUUACAACUGAUUGGCCUUCGCAGCCGCGGGCCUGCAACGCCUUUGCCUCUCCUCUUCACACAUCCACUUUCUGCUCCUUUCUUUCUCUGGGCGCUCCCCACGCACCUGCUUCUUCUUCCUUCUCCGCUUCGACACACAAGCCAGAUUCGAGUCAGGAGCUCGCCGCCCGGUCUCCGCGAGAUGCAGACCCUCCCGUUCUCUCCUUACCUGACUCCUCCAGGAGUUCUGUACUUCACUCGGCACCAGGUUCCCCUCGUCUUGCUUCUUCGUUGCGUUCCUAUUCUUCUCCGUCUUCUCCUUCUUUUGCUAACGCCCGCUUCGCUUCUCGCUCUCCAGCUUCCCGGUCUCGCUUGCAUGCAGAGAGUCGAUGCCUCCAAGCGGCUGUGGAUGCUGCGCGUCGCGGCGACUGGGCGAGGACGUUUCUUCAUUUCUCUCGAGCUCUUCAGUCUCUCUUGGCUUCUUUGAACGACGAGGAAGACCGCUGGGAGUCCUUGGGUUCUUCAAGUUCUGAAAAAGAGUUGGGUGUGAAGAAAGACAGAGAGAGGCCUGGGUGCCGAGAGGACGAAGUAGAGGGAAUGCAGGAAGGACAAGAUGAAGGAGAGGCCGAGGCGUUUGUCAAGAUCCUUCUCACGGAAGCAGCGAGAGACAGCGUGAGGCUGCCUGCGGCCCUGCUCGUGGCGCUUCGGUUGUACGUAGACUUGAGACAUCUGCAGAGAAGGCUUCUUAACUUCUGGACGAGACGACGGCACCGCCAAGAACUUCUUGGUCCUGACGAGGAAGGGAUGCAGCAGGAGAGCUGGGAAAGCGAGGGAAACGCCCGCGAGGAGACGCGGAAGUCGAUGGAGAGCGAGCGCGAAAAUGAAAGCAGACAACAUCAGAACAGAGGGAACGCGAACGCGUCACACUUAGUACGGGGCUUCAACUACACGAAGCGUCACUUUCAGGAAGUGACAGAGAAGUCCGAAAAUGCUCCUGGCAACUCCUGUCUUUCGCCUUGUUCGUCCGCGAUCGAAGAAGCACCGGCUGUUGAAGAGAAUGGCCUGUGCCCUUCUGUCUCACGUUUCUCUCGAUCUCUCGAAAAUGGCCCGAUGGUGUCUCCGCCAACUCCGCAGCCGGGGCGCUCUUCGUUGCCGCCUUCGGUCGCGCAUUUCUUACCUUCUUCCUGGUUUCCCGUGACGGCCUGCGUGACGGCCGGACUGCUCUCUGCCCUCGCGCGAGAGAGCGAAAAACAUCUGGAAAACAAAGGCAAACGUCUCUCGACAGCAGGACCAGCUGGUUCGGCGCACGCAUGGCUGCUGCCCUUGGCUCUGGCGCUCUGGAAGAACGCCAAGAAGGCGCAUGCAACGCUGCUUGCACUUCUCGAGCAGGAAGGAACAAGGCGAACGCGCGAGCUGCGAAGUGAGAGGGCGAGAAGGCGAGAGGAACCGCGACGCGAGGCUGCACGAGAAGAAGGUGGAAAGACACAGGAGGAAGAACGGACAGGAGAGAAAGGAGAGACCGGAGAUGACGCGCGAACGGACGAAGACGCGCUCAGGAGAGUGACGGAAGAGCGAGAGCCGCUACACGACAUGCAGGAGAGGGAAGGGAGACAAGAACGCUUCAAGAGUGCAGAGAAGGACAAAGUCGACGGGGGGAGAGAGAGAAAAACCGAAACAACCGAAACAGAACAGAUGUUCCCCAGAACUGUCCUCGAUGUUCCUCUUUGCAACGCCUUCAUGCACGUUCUCGCCAAAUGCCGACGUGGAAAAGCUCAUGACGGUGCGACGGCAAUUUCACCUCUCGACAUUCUUCGAGAGAUGGAGGAAGACUUGGGUCUCCGCCCAGAUUUGCAGAGUUUUCACACUGCGAUGGAUGCCUUCGCGAAAGAGGGUGACAUCCAAACCGUCUCCAGCCUUUUCCACUGUCUCGUCGCGAGAGGCUUCCAACCACACACGCGGACCUUCGCGAUCCGCCUGCAUGCAGCAGCGCAACAAGGAGACAUAGCCGGAGCUCGGGAAAUCUAUGCGGACAUGCAAGCGUGGAACGUGGAGCCGAACGCGUUCGUCCUCACGACGCUCAUAUAUCUCUGCACCAAAGCGAGGCACUUCAAAAGUGCGAUCCGCCUCUUCAAAAAAAUGACAAACGAAAACAAGGUCAAACCCACUGUCGCCUCCUGGACAGCUCUCCUCGAUGCAUGCUGCCAUGCAGCUGGAGAGAGACCCCACGGCAAUCACCUCGUCUCAAGACGCUCCCCUCGCCCACCCAUGUCGUCUUCUGAGGUACCUUCUUCUUCUCCUUCUUCUCCUUUUUCUCCUUCUCCUUUUUCUCCUUCUUCUCCUUGUUCAUCUCCCUCUCAUCCUUCUCUCUCUCCUCCUGCUUCUCCUUCUUCCUCUGCUCCAUCUCGUUCUGCUUUUUCUGCUUCGCUGUCGGCUCCCGCUGGGUUGCCGCGCCGCGGGGGAGCGGACGGGAGUUCUGCGGCGACGCGAGAAGACAGGGAAGGAGACGGCGAUGGAGGAAGGGAGAACGCGAGUCACGACGACGUCCGCAGCCGCGUCGACGGAGAAGAAGCCGGAAAGAGCGAAGAGACAAUCCCUUUGUUCGAAGAGACAGAGCCUGCGCUCGCACCCUUUCGGGAUGUUCCCUGGCUGCCUAGGACUGUGGGCGCUAUGGUGGCUUCCGGCCUUCUCCCGAACGAGCGUGCAUGCAACAUCUUUUUGUACGGACUCCUCCGGCAUCCUCGUCCUCUCGUCCACUUCGACGCGGCGCUCGAGGUGUGCCGCUUCAUGAGGGAUCUGGGGGCGUCUGUGAAUCAGCUGACGAUCACCUCCCUGAUUUCUGGACUGUACAAACGCAGGCCGAACCUCCUUGCUUGCGAGAGGCGAACGGCCAGCACUGAAAAAAAGGCCGCAAGGCGAGCACAGACUCCGGAUGAAAAAACGAAGACCCUCGCCUCCUGUCCCCACCACAGAGUGGUGCUUGCCUCCUCAGCACCCUCCGUCUCCGCAUUUCUGCGACUGGCUUCCCAAGGCGAUGUCGACCCCACUGUCAGGCACUCUCUCCAACGCUUCUUCGGUGCAUGCAGCGACCUAGAGACUUUGUACGAACGAAGUCUCUCUUUUCUUCCUUCGCGAGACCUUCUGAAGGGCGCCGCCGCUUCUCCGUCUCGAGAGCGGUCUCCGUCUUCUUCAGCUUCUGCUUCGUCCUCAGCCUCUUCGUCUGCUUCAGCGUCGCACCCUGCGUCUGCAGGCGACUCUCCUUCGUCUGCUCUGUGUGCGUCUGAGGGAAAGGAUUUGCUUCGUGCAGCGGCGCCGGUCGAAGACGCAGAAAACGAGGAAGAACGCGAAGGAAGGGGAAGGUGGACGGAAGGAGAGAGAGGAACUUGCGAAUGGAUCGAGAAGAGUGAAGACAGUGGCGAGGUCGAGUUUUCGUCUUUCAGACGCGUAGCGAAGGCCAAUGAGGUGGACGACAGAGGAGAAGAACGAAAUGAAGGGAGAAGAGGGAGACAGCAACCUACGUAUCCGGAAGACAGCUGGAAGAAGAAGAUCGCGCCCUGUCUAUCGGCAGCUACAAAGAUCCUGAGGACCCUUCACUCGCUGUCUUUCAGGCUUCUUGGGGACCUGCGAACUGUCCAGUCUGUUUCGGAAGACAUGCGGUUCGCUGCAGCUCAUCUCCCAGGAUCUGAAUCUUCUUGUGUUUCCUCGUCUCAGUCUCCUCUCUCUUCCCCAGUCUCUCUGUCGUCUCCAGUUUCUCUGUCUUCUCCAGUCUCUCUGUCUUCUCCUGUCUCUCAAGGAGCACUGCAUCGCCGUUUUUCUGGCCUGUCUCCCCUGACGACACUGGCACUCCGAACAGCUACGGACCGGGCUCGAGCGAUCUCCCGUGUGAUUUCGCUUCUGCGUGCUCUCGCGUCUUUCACUCCGAAGUCGUCGCCUUCUUCGUCCUCUCCUUCCGUUUCGUCGUCUGCCUCCCCCGUUUGUCUUGCGCAUGUGCAUGCAGCGGUGGAGGCUGUGGAGGCGUUUGCCCGCGCGCAUGCGGGAAGAGCGCUCGAGUUCUGUGAGGCGUGUGUAGACUCUGUGGGCGUUUCGUGCUCCUCGGCAAAUGCUUCUUUCUCUCGCCCAGUCCGAGCGGAAACGGAGAGCAGCAACGAACUGAGAUUCGAGAGGAGACGAUUUCACACAAGCUCUGGCCGCGAGGAGCGCAUGCGCCUGCCGAGUGUCGAGAAAGGCGUCGCCUUCCCAGGAGAAAGAGAGAGAGACGCCUCAUCGCACGGCGCGUUGUCGGGCGACGUCGGCUUAUAUUCGGGGCAGGCCAACAGGGAGGAGCGACCCGACGUUUUCUGCCUCGAGGAGGCGUCGAAGGGUAGCGGGGGGAAUGACUCUGGCGAGAAGGAAGUGGACGAGGGACAUUUGGGGUGGGAAGUCGAGGAAGAACAGGCAGGCGACGCAACGGAGGAGAGACGUUUUCGCUGGAGAGAAGAGGCACCAGGAGAUGGAGGAAUUGGAGACAAAGGCGAGAAAAGAAGGACAAGAUUCGAGGCUCAUGGAGCGUCUGUGCAGUCGCUGGAAACCGACAAAAGCUCGCAACUCAGAGCAAGGAAUGGAUGGGUCGUCGGUCGAAACUGCCAUGAAGAAGAAUCGUGGGUCGACAGACACCAAGGCGCGUCGUUCGUUCGGUCUGGGAUCGCAUCUCCUCGGUCAAUCGAAAAAGGGAGAGGAAUGCACUCUGAAUUCAAGAAAAACAUCGAGAUGCCUGUGGGCAUGCAGGCAGUGUAUCCAGCCCCGCCAGAUCAAGCGAGGGAUGCAUUGGAGGCACUUUUCAAAACGGCAGACGAAACGCUCCGGCUUCACCCUCCGACCGUGUUGACAGACGUUCCUGAUUUCGCUUCCUCCACUUCUCGCUUUGACUCGUCUUCCUCGGCUUUCGAAUCCGUUCCUUCGUCUUCGCCUCUUCCGCCCUCUGCCUCUGCGUCGUCUUCUGCCGCCUCGACUGUCUGUGCCUCUUCGCCUUCUUCUUGUCCUUCUUCCCCUUGUGCCUCUGCGUCUGCCCCUCCUUUGGGUACAGAUGAAAAGGACAAAGAAGCGAGAGAAAGGCUCUGUUCUCGAGUGGAUGGACUGUCGCCUCAGGAGGCUUCGCGGCGCAGCAAGUUGCGGGAGGCGUUCGCUCUGUUCAGAGCUCUUGUCGAGGCAGAGACGGGGGACAGUCGCCUUCGCUUUCAGAGUGGAGCAGACAGAAAGCUCGAAGAAAGGCAGAACUGGCGACAGCGAGGUUGGAGGGGAUUUGCAGGCACACCUCAACCAGAUGACCCCAAGCAUUCCAAAUCCACGCAGACUUCAGAGAGAACAAGAGAUCGGGAGGAGCGGAGAGCAGACAGAGAGAAGACAGCGACAACGGACGGCCGAAUUGUCGUCCCCGAUGUUGCUGCUUUCAAUGCCCUCCUCAACGCAUGCGCCCAAGUUGGACAUAUCGAACUCGCUCUUGCUGUCUUCACCACCAUGCAGCAGUGUCUCCUCACGCCCGACGUCUGGACGUACACAAUUCUCAUGAAGGCAUGUGGAGCAGGGGGCGAGGUGGACGCCGCAGAGCGCGUAUUUGAGGCAUUAAAGCUCAACGCUUUUACAGACAAAUCGACGAUGCAAAAGGGACCUCUCCUGCCGCCUGCGUCUUCUCGCGUCGCUUCGCUGCUUUCUGCUUCGAACAUCUCCCCUCGCUCCACACCAUGGGGACUUCGUCCUUCACCAGACGCGCCGGUGGCUUCGCCUCCUUGCUCUCCCUCCUCUACUCUUUCUUUGUCUCCCCUCGCUUCUUGUCAAUCGUCUCCUCCAGCUUCUUCACCUCUUCCUGAACCUUCCGUUCUCCCUGCGGCCUCUUCGUCGUCUCCUCAGUCCUCAUCUCUGUCUUCGUCGCCUCCUCAGUCUUCUUCUCAGCCUUCUUCUCAGUCUUCUUCUCAGUCUUCUUCUCAAUCUUCUGCACCUCAGACUUCUUUUUCUCCAUCUUCUUCCUCAUCGUCUCCUACUCAACGGUCUCCUCCCCAGUCUCCUUCUUCUUCUUCUGUGUCUUCUGCUCCACAGUCUCCGUCUUCUUCUCCUCAACCGUCACUCUGUUCCUUUUUAUCUCCUCCUGCGGCUUCCCCGUCUCUCUGCCCAGCAGUCGAAGCUUUGACGCGCACAAGAGACUUUGCCUCAGGUUCCCCAGGUCGCGGCGGCGCUCUGAGACUCUCCGAAGUCACUUACUUUCAAAUUAUGCGCGCCAACUACCGUGCAGGUCGGCUGAAACGCGUAUGGGAACUGUGGAGAGAACUGCGAGAUGCGGCAGCUCUCACUCUUCGCUCGGAGGCGCGAGAGGAAGCAAACAGCCGUUCUGCGGGUUCAUACGCGUCCGGUCUUCGAGUGACGAAGCUGACGUUGGGAUGGCUCUUGCGAGUCUGCAUUGAGAACAGACUCUCGCAGGAAGCGCGCGAGCUCUGCGAAGAGGCCAAGGUUUUCGGCGUUCGUCUGCCGAGCCGUCUGCACCAGAUAAUGCUCACACUCGGUGCUUCGUCUUCCACGAGUCCUCGCUCAAAGCGCCUGAGACCCGCUGCCUCCCUCUCCACUUCUGCGCCUUCAGAGUGACUCUCGCGGGUGCAUGGACAACGCAAGAGGCGCCUUCCCUUUUUUGAAAUAGCGGAACGCGACCGAGAUAUCUCCGGAGAAGGAGCAAACGAAAAAAGCUUAGAGCAUUUGCGGACGCGUACCCCACAUUUCGACGGACUAGGCGGAGGCAUGCAACGCGUUUUCGCUGAAGGUCGAACGCCGCUCCUGA